GGCUUUUCUUCCCCGUACUCGGACCACACGUAAUCAAUUGUUGCAACAGCCUGCCGGCCGUUUUAUGGACUAUAUCGCCUCUGAAUGUCUUGAUUGACUUGAAGUAUUGGACCUUACCUCUUCCCAACCAAUCCGUCAAUAUUCGGCAUUUCCGUCUUUUCAACCACCACUCCGUCCCCCUGCUUCUGAUCUCUCCCAAUUAUCUCCCACCGCGUUCUCCAGCUACUCGACAUAUUCCUUCUCUCUAUCACUUUAACGGAGGCUUGGGGAUAACGUGAGGGCCAACUUUGGAUUCUGCUGCAAGAUGUCGACCCUCAAGCGCAAGGCUAGUAAUGACCAGGCAUCUGACUCCAAGAAGCCCAAGCAGAAUGGCAGUAUCAUGUCUUUCUUCGGCAAGACAGAAACGGCUAAGGACUCAGGGGCUUCUGGGACUCCCGCGCCAGGCUUUGACAAGGCGAAAUGGGUGGCUGGUCUGACAGAGGAGCAGAGGAAACUUCUACAACUGGAAAUCGACACGCUGCACGAGAGCUGGCUGGCCCUGCUCAAGGAUGAUAUCGCUACCAAAGAGUUCCUCGACCUGAAGCGGUUUCUCCACCGCGAGACCGACACUGGAAGGAAGUGGUUCCCACCAAAGGAGGAUGUGUAUUCCUGGUCCCGCCACUGUCCCUUCAACAAGGUGAAGGUCGUCAUUCUCGGGCAGGAUCCCUACCACAACGACAACCAGGCCCACGGCCUUGCGUUCUCCGUCCGUCCUCCCACGCCCGCUCCCCCGUCUCUCAGAAACAUCUACAUCGCCCUGAAGAAAGACUAUCCCACAUUCACGCCUCCUCCCAAUAAGCAAGGUCUCCUGACGCCCUGGGCCGACCGCGGCGUCCUGCUUCUCAACACAUGCCUGACGGUCCGGGCUCACGAGGCCUACUCCCACUCCAACCGGGGAUGGGAGCGCUUCACCCAACGCGUCAUUGACCUCGUGGCCGCCCGCCGCCCCAAGGGCGUCGUCUUCGUCGCCUGGGGCUCCCCCGCUGCCCGCCGUGUUGCCAAGAUCGACCAAACCCGCCACCUCGUCCUCAAGAGCGUGCAUCCUAGCCCGCUGAGCGCCAUGCGCGGCUUUUUUGACUGCGGUCACUUCCGGAAGGCCAAUGAGUGGCUGAUCCAGAGGCACGGAGCCGACGCCGAGAUCGACUGGGAUCUCGGAGGCGGCAACGUCAGCACUCUUACAUCGAAGAAGGCUGAGGUCAAGACGGAGACAACGAAGACGGUUGUGGAGAAGGGGAUCGAGAACAAGGAGAAUCUCAAGGAGGAGGAGGAGGAGGAGGGUGAAGAGGGUGCAGGGGGGGCAACAAAGAUCGGCGUGCAAGCGGAGACGGAGGAAGUCAAAGUCACUGCUUGAUUCGUCGGAUUUUUAUUGUCAUUAUUAUUAUUCUCUCGGAGUUUUCUCUUCUGUGCAUCUGGGACGGGUACUGGCGUUUUGGGCCGUUAUGGAUUUAAUAUCUACGGGCUAGGGAACUGUUUUCAUAGGCCGAACUACGAGGCCCUGAACAUUUUAAUGAGUCUCAGAGCAUCAAGUCAAUGAUGGACUUGCUGCUAAUUAUGGAACACAU
Molecule: messenger RNA, 1601 nt
Organism: Sodiomyces alkalinus F11
Lineage: Eukaryota; Fungi; Ascomycota; Sordariomycetes; Glomerellales; Plectosphaerellaceae
Product: uracil-DNA glycosylase
Exons: 2
Coding region: 305-1390 (361 amino acids)
Biological process (GO): base-excision repair; base-excision repair, AP site formation via deaminated base removal
Cellular component (GO): mitochondrion; nucleus
Molecular function (GO): uracil DNA N-glycosylase activity
Source: RefSeq, a predicted model, not a curated record